Notothenia coriiceps (black rockcod) is the source of this 1244-nucleotide messenger RNA. It is a transcript of the gene stard3nl, whose product is annotated as STARD3 N-terminal like. Gene Ontology annotation, biological process: cholesterol transport. NCBI's taxonomy places the organism in Eukaryota, Metazoa, Chordata, Actinopteri, Perciformes, Nototheniidae. Gene Ontology annotation, molecular function: cholesterol binding. Gene Ontology annotation, cellular component: endoplasmic reticulum-endosome membrane contact site; late endosome membrane; endoplasmic reticulum membrane. The transcript has 7 exons. The annotation marks the transcript as partial. The record is from RefSeq and is a predicted model, not a curated record.
UGCAAGAGAACACAUUUUCUACAGAGGCUCACAUUUCCUACUUUGUGUUUGCAGGUAAACGGCGGGAUUCGGUCGCAGCUGGAAAGAGAAGUUCUGCAAUACAACUACCACGCCUCCUUCUUCGACAUCUUUGUCCUGGCGGUCUUCAGGUUUGCGGUCCUCAUCUUGGCGUACGCCGUCUGCCGGCUCCGUCACUGGUGGGCCAUCGCGAUCACGACUGCAGUCAGCUGUGCUUUCCUGAUUGUUAAAGUCAUUUUAUCAAAGCUGCUGUCUCAGGGUGCGUUCGGGUACCUGCUGCCCAUCGUCUCCUUCGUGUUGGCCUGGAUAGAAACCUGGCUGCUGGACUUCAAGGUUCUGCCGCAGGAGAACGAGGAGCUCAACCGGUUUCAGUCCCUCAUGGACGCAGAGCGAGCUCCUCUCAUGGGUCCCGGCCCGUUAUCUGACGGUCAGUUCUACUCUCCACCGGAGUCUGUGGCAGACUCUGACGAGGAGCUGGAUGAUAAACAUGAUCCAGAGAAAGAUCUCAUUCAGCAGCUGACCUAACAGGAUCUGCUCUCCUGGAGAAACUCUGCCUUACACAUUCAGCCAUUUUACUUUUUAUUUGCCUCUGAGAAGUCUCUGUUUAUUCAUACCCACAAUGCACCUCUCUGUCUAAUAUCAGUCUUCUGCAUGUGCACCUGGGCCUGGAGAAAGAGGCACAUGUUCCUUUUCACAGGGUCUUCUUCCUCACAUUGAAUAUUCUCUGGUGCUCGAAGGAGAAUUCAUAUCAUCGGAUAUUUAAACACCUAACUGCACGCAGAGUUCCACUUCUUUACAGAUUGAAUCGGUGCAUUUGACAGGGUUUUUACUCGAUGUUUGAUAAAAACACUGUUCAUUUCUUCUCUUAGGUAUACAUGUCUUUACUUUUUUAUGUGUUUUCAUAAGCUUGGGUUUCAAUUUACUGUAAAAGAAAAUAAGCUUGCUCCAAAAAACUCUGCAAAAAGUAAAUGAAGGAUUCUUUUUUUUCUGGCCAGUUUUGAACCGUUGGACCUGGUGUGUAGCAAAUGUGAUUUUAGUUAACGGAGCAAUGCACUUAAACUGAGUAUAUGAAUUGUAAACUGAUCUAAAAGAGAUGCUGUUAAACACAUGUGGAGCUCAAAAGUAUAUAAAACAUGUAUAUAUGUAUUCAUGCAUGCCUUACAAGCCGAGUGAUUUUGUUUUUAUGGAAAAGUCUGGAGAAUGGAAUCAUUAAAAUGUGAAAUCUG